Messenger RNA from Globicephala melas (long-finned pilot whale), 1775 nucleotides. It is a transcript of the gene SOX17, whose product is annotated as SRY-box transcription factor 17. Lineage: Eukaryota; Metazoa; Chordata; Mammalia; Artiodactyla; Delphinidae. Gene Ontology annotation, molecular function: RNA polymerase II cis-regulatory region sequence-specific DNA binding; DNA-binding transcription activator activity, RNA polymerase II-specific. Gene Ontology annotation, biological process: heart development; angiogenesis; anatomical structure morphogenesis. The record is from RefSeq and is a predicted model, not a curated record.
ACGCUAGCUGCGCCGGGGCUGCGAUCUGCCAGGGACGCCGGCGUCGGGGUCGGGCCGGGGGGCGCGAGCGGCCCGCGGGGCAUCUCCCUCUCUCGCUCCCCACCCCCUCCCUCCCCCACGGUCGGGGGAGGCGGCGUGUCCGGCGGAGGGGCGCGGGGCGCGGGGCAGGGCUGGAGCGCCAUGAGCAGCCCGGAUGCGGGGUACGCCAGUGACGAGCAGAGCCAGCCCCGGAGCGCGCUGCCCGCCGUGAUGGCCGGGCUGGGCCCCUGCCCCUGGGCCGAGUCGCUGAGUCCCCUCGGGGACAUGAAGAUGAAGGGCGAGGCGGCGGCGAGCAGCGGGGCGCCGGCCGGGACGGCGGGCCGAGCCAAGGGCGAGUCUCGCAUCCGGCGGCCGAUGAACGCCUUCAUGGUGUGGGCGAAGGACGAACGCAAGCGCCUGGCGCAGCAGAACCCGGACCUGCACAACGCCGAGCUGAGCAAGAUGCUGGGCAAGUCAUGGAAGGCGCUGACGCUGGCGGAGAAGCGGCCCUUCGUGGAGGAGGCCGAGCGGCUGCGCGUGCAGCACAUGCAGGACCACCCGAACUACAAGUACCGGCCGCGGCGGCGCAAGCAGGUGAAGCGGCUGAAGCGGGUGGAGGGCGGCUUCCUGCACGGCCUCGCCGAGCCGCCGGCGGCCGCGCUGGGCCCCGAGGGCGGCCGCGUGGCCAUGGACGGCCUGGGCCUGCCCUUCCCCGAGCAGGGCUUCCCCGCGGGCCCGCCGCUGCUGCCCCCGCACAUGGGCGGCCACUACCGCGACUGCCAGGCUCUGGGCGCGCCCCCGCUCGACGGCUACCCGUUGCCCACGCCAGACACGUCCCCGCUGGACGGCGUUGAGCCCGACCCCGCCUUCUUCGCCGCGCCGCUGCCUGGGGACUGUCCGGCCGCCGGGCCCUACAGCUACGCGCAGGCCGCGGACUACGCGGGGCCCCCGGAGCCGCCCGCCGCCGGGCCCCUGCACGCCCGGCUCGGCCCGGAGCCCGCGGGCCCCGCGAUGCCGGGCCUCCUGGCGCCCCCCAGCGCCCUGCACAUGUACUACGGCGCGAUGGGCUCGCCGGCGGCGGCCGCGGCGGGCGGCGGGCGCGGCUUCCAGAUGCCACCGCAGCCGCCCCCGCCGGGCCCGGGGCAGCCGUCGCCGCCGCCCGAGGCGCUGCCCUGCCGGGACGGCGCGGACCCAGGCCAGCCGGCCGAGCUCCUCGGGGAGGUGGACCGCACGGAAUUCGAACAGUACCUGCACUUUGUGUGCAAGCCCGAGAUGGGGCUCCCCUACCAGGGACACGACUCCGGCGUGAAUCUGGCGGACAGCCACGGGGCCAUCUCCUCGGUGGUGUCCGACGCCAGCUCCGCGGUGUAUUACUGCAACUACCCCGACGUCUGACGGUCCCUUCCGACCCAGCCUGCAGGCCAGAAGCACAAACAGUGUUACACACUUCCUGGAGGAGCUAAGGAAAUCCUCAGCCUCAUGUCGUGUCAUGUUGUUUUGAAGUUGCCUUGGCGUAUAAUUUAUGGUAAUUUAUUUUGUCUGCCACUCGAACACUUGGGGGGAGAAAAAUGUGAGGUGGUGUUUGAAGAUUGGUUCAGACACUUGUUUCCCACAGUUGCGUUGUCAAAACCCCACUUCCAAGUUCAAGUUCACCAGUUUUCACUGGGUCCCGGAACAACUCGCUCCGUUUCCCGAAGCUUUAUUGAUCUAAGAAAUUUUAUCCCGGGUGUGUUUUUUCGAUCUUAAAAAUAAAUAAA